AUGAAGGUACGCGCCAUAUUUCUCAAUUUCUCUGUGCAACUCACUCCCCCUUCACGCCUUGUCAUUCUCCGCAACCAAAGCGUUUUUUUUUCUGCGUUGCUGCUUAACUGUCCACCUCUCCUGCCGCUGCCGACUGAGGCCUCUCCGUGCUACGCAGUGAGCGAAUCACAGCCUUACGCUAGAAAACAAAGCUGCAUCAUCACCGCCGCGCGCUCUGCUCCCUCUGUAGACCACAUCCAGGUCGUUCUGUGCCGUCCUCACAACUCACUUCUUGUUUGCCCUUCAAGCCACGCUCGGUCCAGUACCGCUGUCAUGGCGACGGAGGACGAGUUGCGGGAGCUUCUCCCGAAGAUGCGCUUCAACAAGGAGUUCAAGAAGAAGCAGAAGUACCAGUACAAGAAGCGCGUCGAGGCGCGCGAGAAGGAGCGCGAGAUAGUCACCGGCAAGAGGCGCCCAGCGAGCGAACAGAUUCAGUCUGCAAGUGAUGGCGCGAAGACAAAGACCACAGCAGCGAAGAAGUCCGGUGGUGCAGGAAGAGCGGGAACAAAAAGGAAGCCGAAAACGCGCGUGCCGAAGCUGAAGGUGGCCAAUGUGGAGACCGGCAAGGAGACGCUCACAAAGAAGAAGGCGCGGGAGCUGGUGCAGGAAAAUCGGAAGAAGAAGGCUUGCGCCAAGAAGGAGCCGAAGCUGACCGCUAAGUCAACCCGUGCAGGUGCGGCCACCGCCGCAGUUGUCUCGAGCGAGACUUUAGAAGGAAAGCAAAGCAAGGCGCGGGUGACAAAGGACGAGCUGCCUGCGACUGCGGCACAGGCGGCAUCGUCAGUGGAGCCGACGCAGACACUGACGCAGGCGGAGCGGGACCGUGAGCUGCUUGCUCGGGCAAUCCGCGGAGACGAUCUGCUCGGCAGCGACGCAGCCGCGGGAGUCGCCGAUGACGCAGCAUUCAUUCGCCAAGACCCGUCGCUCUACCCCGAUCACGCCUUCCUGGACGAUUACGCGGAGAAGAAGCACGCCGAAGCCGUCUCGGCCGAUGAGUUGCUCCAGAACGCGCACCACUUUUUCAAGAAGCUCAGCAAGCAAGAGCGGGCCCUCAACAAGGUUGCGAAGGAGCACAUUAACCAUCUUCGGGCGGUGAACCGCCGCGGUGGGGACAAACAAGGGUUCCGUUACGUGGUGCCCAAGAAUGUGAAGCAGGUGGUGCGAGAGCUACUCUCGGCGCAGAAGGCGCGUGACGGCGACGAGGAUCCGGAGACUCUCGUCGACACCGAGCAGCUGGUGUCGACGUUCGGCGGCGACGGGGUGGCGGAGACCUCUGAAAAGCCUGUGCGCCGCAGCCGUCGUCGACGCUUGCGGACGUACUCGGACUUCUACCAGUUUCAGGUGAGUAGGCGGUGGACUCGCAACGCGGAGAACUUCCUUAAGCGUAGUCGAUCAAACAAGCUGCUGUUCGAGGCGAAGAAGCACCAGCGUACCAUCAAACAUUUUUGA
Messenger RNA from Leishmania major strain Friedlin, 1488 nucleotides. RefSeq lists its product as hypothetical. The record is from RefSeq and is a predicted model, not a curated record. Bases 1 to 1488 code for a protein of 495 amino acids. The transcript has a single exon. Lineage: Eukaryota; Euglenozoa; Kinetoplastea; Trypanosomatida; Trypanosomatidae.